Molecule: messenger RNA, 594 nt
Organism: Cyclopterus lumpus (lumpfish)
Lineage: Eukaryota; Metazoa; Chordata; Actinopteri; Perciformes; Cyclopteridae
Product: apoptosis-associated speck-like protein containing a CARD
Exons: 3
Coding region: 116-394 (92 amino acids)
Source: RefSeq, a predicted model, not a curated record
UCUUUGUCAAAGUGGUUGUUCACACAUCGACUGCCUGCGAGCCAAACAACAGCCAAACAACAGCCAAACAACAACAAUACAAACAACAACCAGAUCUCCUUUAGAGGUUCAAGAGAUGCUUCCCAAAACUAUGAAGAUGGCUUUAGCGGAAAUGUUGGAGAACCUGACGGAACGCAACUUGGAAAAGUUCUGCCACCAGCUUCUGGACCGCAGAGGGGAGCAGAAGGUCCGGACCUGCCGCGUGGAGGGUAAGUCCCGCUUACAGAUCGUGGACGUCCUGGUGUCCACGUUCACGGAGCCCGGAGCCGUGCGCGUGUCCGUGGAGAUCCUGAGACAGAUCCACUGCAACGAGGAAGCGGAGCAGCUUGUCACAGCGACAACUGGAGGACACUAGGACACCUCUCAGGGACAACUGGAGGACAGGAGACACCACUGGACAGGAAACACUCUAUGCUCAUCCAGGACAUGGACAGCGUCGCACCAUAUUGGACAAACUAUCCAGCAACAAUAUCCAUAAGAUGGAUGUCUGCAGAAACCAACUUGAAAGACAAAUCAAUAUUUUGUACUUAUUCAUAAUAAACAGUCUUCCUUGGG